Messenger RNA from Helianthus annuus (common sunflower), 1230 nucleotides. Its product is annotated as zinc finger MYM-type protein 5-like. The record is from RefSeq and is a predicted model, not a curated record. The transcript is spliced from 2 exons. Lineage: Eukaryota; Viridiplantae; Streptophyta; Magnoliopsida; Asterales; Asteraceae. Bases 353 to 1090 code for a protein of 245 amino acids.
CUAAAACCUUUAUCUCCUGCCCUUGCACAGGUUCCCUACCGGCAAACAAUACCCAGUUACCCAUCUUACCUACUUUUGUGGGUGGCGGCAGUGUUGUGACACAAGGACGAACCCAGGAACAGUAUCCGUGAAGAUGCCCAGUCCCCCUUAUAAAAAAAUACUAGCUCAACUAUACAAACCCAAUACCCUUUUAAGACUUGGCCCAUCUAAACCCAUUUACCAUUUAACCCAAUUACCAAGUUAAAUUUUUAAACCUAAAAUUUACUAGUUAGCGGCAAACUUCCAAAAAAGGGGCAUCGAACUAUUCGACUUCCACAGUUCGACGAUUAGGAUUUCAGACCCAUCAGGUAUAAUGCCUCGCAAACAACUAUCCGGAUGUCAAAAACGAAAAAAGAGAAAAAGAGAUGAAGAAUUAAGAAAGUCUCAAGCUGGGGCUAUGCUUAAGUUUUUACAAAAACAACCUCAAGGUGCUAAUGUUGUUGAAGAACAUGUUCAUGGAAAAGUCGAUGAACAUAAUGUCCAUGCUAACGUUGAUGCUAAUGUUGAAGAAAAUGUUGUUGGUGCUAACGUUAAAGAAGAUGAUGUUGUUGCUAAUGUUGAAAAAGAUGUUGUUGGUGCUAAUGUUAAAGAAGAUGAUGUUGACGUUGCGGUUAAUGAAAUUGAUAUAUUUGAUCCUAGAAAUUGGGGUGGGCUUAAAUCUAACAUGAUCAACGUUUUGGUAGAGGAAGGUCCAAAACGAGAUUUGACUAUUGAUAAGGGUCCCAAGAAUAAAUCUGGAAGACGAUUUUCUGCAACUUUGUAUACUAGAACUCUAGCAAAUAAGGAGACUUGUGAUAGAAGUUGGCUAGUCUAUUCGAAAGAGCUUGACAAAGUUUUUUGUUUUUGCUGUAAACUAUUUAGAAAAGGGGUUUCGAAAGGUCAGUUGGAUAAUGAAGGUUAUGGGGAUUGGAAACACGUUACUUCUAGACUUAAAGAACAUGAGACUGGCUUCGAACAUCUGAAGAAUAUGACUACUUGGUAUGAAAUGCGUCAAAGGUUGAAAGCUAACAAAACAGGUGUUCAAGCAGCGAACGAGCAGUUUAAGAAGUAAAAAGAUUAUCGGAUUCAAGUCAUUUUGAGAAUUAUUGCACUCAUGAAAUUUCUUGAUAAACAUAAUUUAGCAUUUUGUGGAUCAAUUAGAAGUUGUAUAAACUAUAAAAUAUUGAUGAAGAAGGUCUAUUGUUAUCCUAA